AUGCUUGGCUCUAGCUUUCAGAGAACGCUGAUAGGUGGUGCGCGAGCAUUCAGCACGUCGAGAUCAGUCUUUGCUCUGCCGUCGUUGAAAGUGGGAUACGUGCCGGAGCAUUUCUCCACCCCCAUGUUCUUUGCUAAGCAGCAAAACUACUACGAAGACGCUGGCGUUGACCCAGAGUUUAUUCCCUAUAAAUCUGGUACUGGCCAUAUGAUUGAAGCGCUGAAGAAUCGCGACAUUGAUCUUGCCGUUGGACUCACCGAAGGAUUUGUUGCCGGUCUUGGAAAAGGCCAGGAUUGGUUCCAGAUAGUUGGAAACUACGUUAAAUCACCACUUUGCUGGGCAAUCAGCACAGGUAUCAAUCGAGACGACGUCACAGCCCAAUCGGAUAUCCGCGGAGGAAAAAUUGGAAUCAGUCGAAUUGGCAGUGGAUCUUAUGUGAUGCCCUUUGUGCUCGCUCGGCAGGAAGGAUGGAAAGAGCCGUUUGAGUUCAAAAUACUGAACGAUUUCAAGAAUUUGCGCGACGGUGUUAAUAACAAGACGGCGGAUGCAUUCAUGUGGGAACUGUUCACCUCCAAGCGAUACUAUGAUAUCAAGGAGAUCAAAUAUGUGGGCCGUAUCUACACGCCGUGGCCAUCAUGGGUGGUUACUGCCCACACCGACGUCAUUUACUCCGAGCCCGAGACUGCCGCGAUCGCUAGAUUCUUCUCAGCAGUGAACAAAGGUAUUACGUACUUCAACCAGCACCCCGAAGAGGCGGUAGAAUACAUUGCGGCAAACCUAGACUACACAAAGGAGGAUGCGCAAGAAUGGCUGCACACGGUGGAAUUUUCAGAGAACGUGGCGGUCGUGGAUCAAACUGCGAUUAUCGACAAUACCGUUGAAAUUCUCAAGAGUGCGGGCGUUAUUGAGAAAGAGGAUAUUGUGCCUGAGAACUUUGUGUACCGUGUCAAGAGUUUGUGA
This is a messenger RNA of Myxozyma melibiosi, 960 nucleotides long. RefSeq names its product thiamine biosynthesis enzyme. NCBI's taxonomy places the organism in Eukaryota, Fungi, Ascomycota, Lipomycetes, Lipomycetales, Lipomycetaceae. The transcript has 5 exons. The record is from RefSeq and is a predicted model, not a curated record. Bases 1 to 960 code for a protein of 319 amino acids.